This is a messenger RNA of Camponotus floridanus (Florida carpenter ant), 2697 nucleotides long. It is a transcript of the gene Sac1, whose product is annotated as phosphatidylinositide phosphatase SAC1. Gene Ontology annotation, biological process: phosphatidylinositol dephosphorylation. Gene Ontology annotation, cellular component: endoplasmic reticulum. Gene Ontology annotation, molecular function: phosphatidylinositol-4-phosphate phosphatase activity. NCBI's taxonomy places the organism in Eukaryota, Metazoa, Arthropoda, Insecta, Hymenoptera, Formicidae. The coding region runs from base 279 to 2030 and encodes 583 amino acids. The record is from RefSeq and is a predicted model, not a curated record. The transcript is spliced from 8 exons.
ACUUCGAUUUUGAUUAGUCUUUAUCAUCCAUCACAGUUUUGAGUGUCUUGGAUCAUGUCAAGUCGCAGUUGAUAAGAAGCCGACAAUUCGUAUUUAGUCGAAUUUUUGUUAAUAAUUCUCGUGCUUGAAUAUACAUAUAUAUAUACAUAUAUGCGUAUAUAUGGGCCGCGUUUCAUCCGAAAAACGUAAUUUCAUUUCUCCGGCAUUAUUUUAUUAUUUUGUCCUUCGAUCGUUUGUUCAUUUAACGUAUCGCUCCGAUUUGCUCGUUACUUGACGAUAUGAUGCCAAACACAGACGUUUAUGACAGUUUGUAUCUGUAUGCAACUCCGGAGAAGUUUUUUGUAGAGCCAGUCGGAACCAAAGUCCUGCUAGUAAUUGAUAGAGUGAGUCAGCAAAUCCACACGCAAGUUGGCACAGCUAGUCAAAUUCCAACAACUGCCAGUCGAAGAAAGAUAUGGGGACUGGUAGGGACUGUACGCCUUUUGGCAUGUCGUUACCUGAUUGUUAUUACAGAUGCUCAAAUGUGUGGUACUAUAGCUGGGCAUAACAUAUACAAGAUAUCAUCGACAGAGGUGAUACCUUAUACAAGAUCCUCUUUACAUUUGACCGAGAAACAAGUUCAGAAUAAUGCCAUAUAUUUGGAAAUGGUGAAAUCAGUAUUGAAUACACCAUACUUUUACUUCAGUUACACAUAUGACCUCAGUCAUACCAUGCAGAGGCUGCAUAACACAAUACCUGAAUUCUUGCAAAUGUCGCUUCACGACAGGGCAGAUCCUAGGUUUGUGUGGAACGCUUAUCUCCUUCAGGACUUGAGUGCAAGACCAGAGCAGUACAAAUUCUGUUUACCCAUCAUUCAUGGCUUUGUUUCAUUAAACACGAUAGUCGUAAACGGUGUUGCAUUUAAUUGGGGCAUCGUCUCUAGACGUGGUGUACAUCGUGCUGGAACAAGAUUGUUUUCGCGCGGUAUAGAUGCCACAGGGAACGUUUCCAAUUAUGUGGAGACAGAACAGUUGAUCGAAGUAAAUGGUGAUCGCAGUUCCUUUGUGCAAACGCGUGGAUCCAUUCCUUUAUUUUGGUGUCAAGCACCAAAUUUAAAGUACAAGCCAAAGCCACAAAUUAGUCCACAUGAAGACCAUCAAAGCGCUUGUGCGCGGCAUUUCGAUGUUCAGAUCUUUCACUAUGGAAAGCAAAUUUUAGUGAAUUUGAUUGAUCAACGUGGACCAGAAGCACUACUUGAAAAUGCAUAUCGCAAUUUAGUCCAAAGAAUUAACAAUGAAAAUAUACGAUACGAAGCUUUCGAUUUCCAUGCAGAAUGUAGAAGAUUGAAGUGGGAUAAAUUAAACACUUUAAUGGAUCGACUAGCUCACGAUCAAGAACAAAUGAGCUAUUUUCUAUUAAUGAGGGAUGGAGUAUUGCUUUCGGCUCAAGAUGGAGUUUUCCGUACAAAUUGCAUUGAUUGCCUAGACCGAACAAAUGUUGUACAAAGUAUGCUGGCAAAGCGGGUCCUCAAUGAAGUAUUAAGUAGGCUAGAAGUACUUCGAAAAGUAGAGGAUCACCCUGCAUUUGAGAAUCUUUUUAAACAGGUUUGGGCCGAUAACGCGGAUGUGAUAAGUAUUCAAUACUCUGGCACGGGAGCAUUGAAAACGGAUUUCACGCGAACUGGAAAACGCACCAAGUUAGGCGCUAUGAAAGACGGUUUAAAUUCACUAACGAGAUAUUACAAGAACAAUUUCGCCGAUGGAUACAGACAGGAUUCGCUGGAGCUUUUUCUGGGUCGCUAUAUUGUACAGGACGGCGAAUGCACUUCCAUUCAAUGUCCUUUGGAAUCCGAGCGAAAUUGGCGUUACGCUACAUUCCCGCUCGUUCUCUUAGUCGCGUCCUCGAUGUUAGUUGCUCAUAUAAUAUUACCAUCGCGAUACACAACGGAAAUAUUACUUUAUAUGUUAUUUUGGGGUGCCAUGGUGGCCGGCACCUUUGCCACUAUUAUCCAUCAUGGCAAGCAAUACGUUGAUAAGCCAAAAUUACUUUAGAAUUAAUUGAUAAUUCCAUGAAAUUUAAGAAAAAAAAAUAUAUAUAUAUUGUACAAUGUUGAUAAUCGAUGGCGAUAAGCGACUGUAGGAUUCUAUUAGUUUUGCACAAUCAAUUGAAUCAAUCGGUAUCUCGGUUUUUCUAUCAUGACACAUAGAUCUCAUCGUGUGAGAAGAUCUCUCGGCGUAAUAACAAAACUUACCUUCGUAAAGAAUUAACAUUUUUAUUCGGCAUUAUUUCAUUGUAAAAUUAUUAGAAGCCGAAUAUUUAUCGAAUGCAUUUUUAUUGAUGGUAUAAGGUAUAUGUCGGGGGCCACGCAUAAUAUCUCUUAUACAAAAAUCGCAAUAUCAUUAUUGUGAUUUUUGCACUUUACGCAUGAUAGGUAAUGGAGUAUAUAAUUCUUGAUGAUUUUCGUUUCUUAGAGUUCGCUUGAUGAACUUUUGUAAUGUAUUGUAAAGAGUUAGGCCUUUGGUCUACAACAGUGUGAGUAGGGCUAACCGCGGAUUGUACUCAGCACCUACCGUCCAUAGAUAAUCUGCAGCUGGUUUUCGAUUCGAGAUAUAAAAGGAUUUAAGGAAAUCUUUCUCAUAAUUUUUUCAAUUUUAACAAAUUAGAAUUUUUUUAUAAAAGUCCGAAGUUAUUUCUAUAGUGAAUGUGUCUUUAAAUUUA